Molecule: messenger RNA, 438 nt
Organism: Acanthoscelides obtectus
Lineage: Eukaryota; Metazoa; Arthropoda; Insecta; Coleoptera; Chrysomelidae
Source: the annotation of a GenBank genome assembly
GGACAUUUUACGAUAGUAUAAAGUGCAAUAAAGUGCGUAUUUUAUGCUUGAGUUGUGGAUUUUCACAAAUCAUUAUUUUUUGAUAUUGAACUGUUACCUGUUGAACAAUGGUGCGAUCGUGUUAUGUGUGCAAGAUAAACAGCAGUAAUCCAGAAUCGGCCAAUUUAUCAUUCCAUCGCUUCCUGACGAGUUUAUAUGAAUAUAUAUCCAUCACUAGCAGUAUGAUACAAUUUAAAGAUGUUCUGGGUGUAGUUCAUCAAGUACAAAAAUAUCCACAUACACAAUCUUCAUGCAACUUAAGUAAACGUGAUUUUGCCAUGAUUUGAUUAUAUUUUUGUGCUAACUAGUUUAUAAUCAUUAGACAGAUCAUUGGUGUAAGACAUGUGUUUACAAUUUUAGACUCCCAUCUGACCCAGCAAAGCGCAUUUUAUGGAUUUC